Echinops telfairi (small Madagascar hedgehog) is the source of this 6916-nucleotide messenger RNA. It is a transcript of the gene PLEKHM3, whose product is annotated as pleckstrin homology domain containing M3. Bases 260 to 2545 code for a protein of 761 amino acids. The transcript has 7 exons. The record is from RefSeq and is a predicted model, not a curated record. NCBI's taxonomy places the organism in Eukaryota, Metazoa, Chordata, Mammalia, Afrosoricida, Tenrecidae.
UCCGGUUAUCUUCACAAGAAUCUCACUGAAGAAUAAUCUCAAAGGAACCUCUUCCUCGCUCUGCUAAUGCCCAUGUUUACCGUGGGCAAGGAAACCAUCAGCUCCCCUGUGCUGGCAGCCUUGCGCAGGCAGCCAAAGGGAGCUUCCUUCAAAUUGUUUCUAGAACUCUGUAGGAGAAGCACCUCCCGAUGUUUGAUCAAUGUUCAUGAAACCCUUUUCUGAACCAGCUUAGGAGGCUUAGAACUUUGGAGCCUGUGACAUGGAAGCUUUGGAAGUUGACGAUAUCAGCCCGGCCUUGGAAGUCACUGAGGACUUCUUUAGUUCUUUUGACAGUAAGCUAGAAAAGGCCGUCCAACAAGCAGAGGUAUAUGGGAUCCAGGAAGUCCCUGAACUGGUGGGACACGAAGUAUUCAGUGACACACCUGAUCAUGGUGCCCUCAGAAAUGUGGCCUCUGUGGGCAAGGGGGGCAGGAUUUGGGACCAUUGUAACAGCAGACUCUUAGAAACCAAAGCUCAAAAUGUCUUCCCUUCCAAAGAACAGUUUCGGGUCCAGAGAGGGACCACCCCAGAUAACCUUUCCUGGGUGGGGCAAGAGGAGGCAUCAACCUUUCCGUUUUUCAACGUUUGUCAGCGUCGGAGGGGCAGACCUCGCUCUGUGAAUGACUUGUUGGAUGAGACCUCUACUUUUAAGCCAGGCCAUGCUCGAUCAAGGUCAGAUAUUACUCAAGUGGACUGGAGGGUAGUCCUCAAAACCAUGCCUUUGCAGCAGCAGCAGCAGCAGCAACCAUCUCUUCAGGGCCCUCAUUUCACUAGGCCAUCGUUUCUAUCAACGUCACCAAACAAGGUAGAAGAUGCUCAAGGAAACACUGAACACAAACAGACCUUCCCAAACAUUUUGAAGAAAGGAUACCUGGACAUCAGGAAGAACCAUGACAGUUACUGGCAAAGCUGUUAUGCAGAGCUCUCCCCCUACAGCUUACGCUUCUACAGCCUGGACCGCAGCGGGAACCAGAGCCUCUUUGCCUCGCAGCCGCUUUCACACUUCCAGAGCAUAUCUGUUUUGGGCAACCUCGAGGCCAGGAUGGUGGACACCGUCCUGUCUGACAGCACUCAGCUACAGCUCAGGGCGGAGUCGCCCUGGGAGGCAUUGGACUGGGGACAGAAGCUCUGGGAGGUUGUGCAUGCCUCCAGGCCGGGCUCUCUGGCCCGGCAGGAUGCACUGGCCAACACACCAGGGCUCGGUCAUAAUGCGGACUGUGAGAAGAAUCACUGUUUACAGAAGACACCCAGUGGGCUGCUGCUUCCGUCCCCUGUGUCGGAUAGCACCACCCAGUACCCAAACAUCCUCAAAUCAGGGACACUGUACAGGCUGACUGUCCAAAAUAACUGGAAGGCCUUCACGUUUGUGCUGAGCCACGCCUACCUGAUGGCGUUCCUGCCUGGCAAGCUGGACGAAGAUCCCCUGCUGAGCUACAACGUGGAUGUGUGUCUGGCUGUCCAGAUGGACAACCUGGAUGACUGCGACUCUUGCUUUCAAGUUAUUUUCCCCCAGGAUGUCCUCCGCCUUCGAGCUGAGACCCGGCAGAGGGCUGAGGAGUGGAUGGAGGCUCUGCAAACCGUUGCCAAUGUGGCGAGGAGUUCAGAGCAGAACCUGCAAGUCACCCUGCGGAACAAAUCCAAGGAUCAGAUGGGUGGGCAGGACCUCAGGAAGAGCAAGCGCCAGUCGGUGACCACCAGCUUCCUGGGCAUUCUGACGACCUUGUCUUUGGAGCGGGGCCUCACUGCUCAGAGUUUCAAAUGUGCAGGUUGCCAGCGAUCCAUAGGCCUUUCCAACGGGAAGGCCAAGGUGUGCACUUACAGUGGGUGGUACUACUGCAGCAGCUGCCACGUGGACGACAGCUUCCUCAUCCCGGCACGCAUAGUCCACAACUGGGACACCUCAAGAUAUAAGGUGUCCAAGCAGGCCAAAGAGUUUCUGGAGUACGUGUACGAGGAGCCCCUCAUCGACAUCCAGCAAGAGAACCCCAUGCUGUACCUGCACGCCGAGCCGCUGGCCACCGUGGUGCGCCUGAGGCAGCGGCUCAAGUCCCUCCGGGCCUAUUUGUUCAGCUGCCGGGCCGCAGUGGCGGAGGAUCUGCGCCGAAGAAUUUUUCCCCGAGAAUACCUCCUGCAACAGAUCCACCUCUAUUCCCUUGCUGACCUCCAGCAGGUGAUAGAGGGAAAGCUGGCUCCGUUCUUGAGCAAGGUCAUUAAGUUUGCCACCUCCCACGUGUACAGCUGCAGUCUGUGUAGCCAGAAGGGGUUCAUCUGCGAAAUCUGUAACAAUGGAGAGAUCCUCUACCCCUUUGAGGAUAUUUCAACAAGCAGGUGUGAGCGCUGCGGCGCCGUGUUCCAUUCUGAAUGCAAGGAGAAGUCGGUCCCCUGCCCGAGGUGUGUGCGCCGCGAGCUGCAGAAGAAGCAGAAGUCUUUCUGGCGGCAGCUGAACGUGGACGAGAGUCUGGAGGAGGCGUGCACCAUGUUUGAGCUGUCCUACCAGAACACCUGACGGCGCGGCCCCCAGCCGAGGGCCACGCCCGUGGGGACGGCGCGGCAGCCAGAGUGGCUUCCUGAGUAGCCACUGAGACCCCGCUGGAGGAAGAGUAUGUCUGCCCUUCAGCUAGCUAUAGAUAUAUAUUUAUAUGCACACACAUACAUGCGCAUACUCACUGUAUGUGUACCCGUGUCACUCGUUGUCCAAAAGGUCCGUGGAGCCUCCAUGGCUUGAAAGAAAUGACCAAUCGCUGACUUGCACUUAGCCAGGAAUUUAUGUUGCUUGCUCCCAAGCAAAAUGUGGUUUACAACAGUGCGUAAUAGUUCAGACUUCCUUUUUAUCUUUUUUUUUUUUUUUUGGCUCUUGGGACAUUUUAUUACACAGGACACAGGAGAAAACAUUUCCGGCAGAACAACAGAAAUGUAGGUUAUUUUCACUUUAUUUAUUUUUAGCCUCCUCAGAAGCGGAGGUAACUGAGGCAAGCACCCACCACCAUCUGCUUCAUAAGAAAAUCUUCCCAACACAGCGAUGACUCCCAGUUCUUUCCAGGGCUCGUGUCCCUGGUGCUGCUGAACCUCAGUUUCUCCUGAGGAUGGCCCCCCGACGGGAAGCAUGCACCCCUAACUUAUGAGGAGAGCUGCCUCUGCCUUCAAAGUUAACCUCAGAAUAUUGUUGGGUUUGGGGGGGGGUUGUUUUUGUUUUUGUUUUUUUAAUUUAUCUCCUCCCAGAAACUUCUGGGACCAAAAUUGCAUGUUGUCAGUCUGUUUGCUGGUACGAAUGCCAACACCUGCUUACGGACGGGACUGUCCACUACAGGGCCAGGCCAUGGACACGACGCUCUGAAGAGCAGUUUGCUGGGGGUUCAUGGAUGGUAUUUAUGCUUUUGUCAGGUGCUGGCCCGAGGGCAUUUCCUCCCAUUGUUGUCAAAGCCUGGUAGAGAGGGCGGGUGGUGCGCACACUCCAAGGGGCGGCUUGCAGUUUCCUUGUGCAGAAUCCUGCCCUGCCUCCCCACCCGUCGUCCAGGCUUUAUCCUUGUUCUUCCCUGUGUUGUUGAUCUCACCAUCCCCACUUUCCUUUACUUACUUGAGUUGUUUAAGAAAUCCGAGUAGCCUGGAACUUCAAAACACCAACCUAAGUCUGUUAAAAAAAUGCCAAACUUACAAAGCUAAUUCAUAAAUUAAACUUAAUAUUGGUCAAAAGUACAUACACACACACACACAUAUCUAUACUUGCCACCUUAAAGUAAAACAAAAGUGCAAAGUAAAGAAUAGGCUCUCCAUGAGAAGUAUAACUCUUGCUUUGCUAACUGCAGGGUAGGGGUCUCCCACUGCAGUGCCCUUGUAAGAGCCAGCACAGCAAUCAGUGGGACCCCAAUGGCAGCGCCGGAAACCCAAUGGCACCUGUUUCGGCUCAUCUCCCUUCCUCAUUCUUGAACAGGAGUGUGUGUGUGUGUGUGUGUGUGUGUGUGUGUGUGUGUGUGUGUGUGUGGAAGCCAUUCACAAGACUAUGAGAAGAUCCUGUGUGUUUCACUACUCAGCAGACGUCUUCAGCGCCUUUGAGUUUGGCGGCUGCGCUCGUACCGGCAUCAGGAGAGUGUGACUUAUGGCAUACAUGGUACCUUCAGCCCCAUCUAGCUCUCCUUUCUCCCACACCUGCUCCCUGCAGAACCAACCUCCAGCCAUGCAGAGACCUGACACUUCCACAGGACUUUUAUUCAGAUGGUUGCAUGUGAACAUUUCACCUCUUAACCUACGAUGGCCCUCUGGCCCAGCCUACGCAUUUCAACUUGAACUUAGUACGAAUGCAUUUGUUUUCUGAUCCAGUAGCUGUCACCAAGGCAUGACAAUGUGUUAAAAGGCCAGGGCCCUAUUCAAAAGAAGCCUUGCGGUGCCUUCGACUCUUGGGAAACAGGUGGACUCCCCUCCCCAUCCCCCACUCUAGUCAACACUGCACACAAAAGAGAAAGGGUGGAAAAUGUCAAGCAAGCAUUUGGCAAACAGACACACAAAUGUGAUCAUCUCCUUUCUCCUCCUCCCCUCUGUGAAAAACAGUAUUUAUAUUUUCCAGCCUCAGAAAAGAUAGCAGAACAUGAUCUUUCACAGGAGAAUUAUAGAACUGCUUAUUAUAAAGCAUGUGCUCCAAUGGCAACGCUCCUUCUCCCUCCACCCCCAGCUCCCUUCGCUGGAGCUGCCUUUGGCCUGGGCUGUAAUGAAUAUGCUGAGUGCAUCUGUGAUCCCCACCGGUCACCGAAAUCCUCCCUGCAUUUGUAGACACGGAGCGCAGAGCGGCCGCUCCCUUCCAGCAAGCUUGCUCUCUGCCCAGAAUUUCCCAUCCCAGGGUCAAGUCUGCCAAAGUCAAGGGUGAAGUUCUGGAUCCCAAUUCUAAAUGCAUCUGCCAAUGCCCAUUCAGGGGGCCCUGCUACCUACCAGCAGCCCCGAGAAUUCCUAGGAGGAACUUCUCCACCCGCAUCAUCUUCUGCUUAUUUUCAAAAGGGGAAGCUAGAUGCAGCUAUGUCUAGAGCUGCAGCUAUGUCCCAGCUACUUCUGUUUUCUCUCCUGUGCACAUAUCACUGGCAGCCGGGCUGGGGCCGGCCACAGGCUCCCCCCACAGCCACCGCCACCCAAAUCAGAUGGGACAGAGCGGAGCCCACAGAGGGUUCAGGCUACCAUGGAAAUGCAAAAUUGCUGCUCUCAGCCCCAAAUGGCCUAGCACAAAGAGAACACCCUGACCGGCGUCCGCCCUCACAAACAGCUCGGCUCGGGGACACUGCGAGGUAAUUGUCCCAGUGCUUGGAAACUGUGCACAAAUGCAGAGCUGCAGCCUGCCACCUCUGUGGCCGCACUACUACCUGCUUGUCCUCUUCUACUGUUCGUCCUGCACUAAAUACCCUGCACAGAAAGCAGACAAGGAACUGGCCAGUGAAUCUCCCGGCGCUCGCAGCUGGCUGCAGGGACCUGCUGCCCCAAAGGCUCGCUGCCUGGUGAAGCCUGGAGAAGUCCCUGCCAGCAGUGCCAGGAACUCGGGAGCCAGGCGGCUGGGCCUGGUGAAAUGCUGGCACCUAACCCUGCGGCAGAGACGCCAGCUCCGAAAAUAGACCUGCGUUUGCACCAUUGCAGGAAGGCCACCCGAGACUUUAAAAGCAGUCGACUCAAAUCACAGGCAUUUUCUGUCUAGCCUUGUUUUCCCCCAAGUGGAAAGCUGCCUUGUGUGGUGCCAUGUCAUCCUGCAUCUCCCCGCUUUGCUUCACUGCCUUUGGCGGUGGGGGGAGCUUCUGGUGGGCAUCUUGAUAUCUGCAGCACUACCAGGAACCUUGUUAGGAGCCUUAGCCUGGCGGUAAGGGUGCUCCCUUUUUGAUUAUCACAGAUGCACCCAACAGGGGAGGGGGCCAGUGCUAUGACGGGUGACCUCCGGCUUCCCGAAAAGGGGUGGUGCCUGCUUCCCUUCCAGCCUUGGUAAAAGCAGGAAUGGCUAUCACUCUCUAGUCCCCUGGAAGAGAGGCCUGGCAGUCUGCACCCCCAGAACCAGCCCUUGAGAACCUGAUGGAGCACAGUUGUUCCCUGACGCCCGUGGCCUUGCCAUGAGUCCGAGUCUCCUGAGUUCACCCAAGGGCAACUGCUUUGCUAAGUGGAGUCAAGGCCCAGGGAUGGCUUCUGACCUCCCUGGCGCACACACCGAAAUGGCCCCAGAAGGUCUUUCGCCCAGGCCUCCCCCUCAAGGCCGAGCUCCCCUGUCUGAUGGCUUGUUCUCUACCCAUUGGCCAAAAGAGGCCGUCUGUAAACAUUGAUCAGGACAGGGCCGGCAUGAUGCUUGCUGGGGAGACAUGGUGUGGGGAAGGAGAGGCAUUCUGUUCCUCCUUCAGGGCAAGCCCCGCGGCUCUCGGUACAUUGGCUCUGGCUGGCCCAUGGCUGCAUAGAAAUCACCAAGGGCAUCUUUCUACUUCUGGUGCUGAGGUGGCCUGGAGUCACCCCAGGGGCAGUUGUGCUUGUUGCUUCUCACCGUAGAGAGAGAGAGACGUGCAAUAUUCCCACAUUUACUCUCAGUUUUAUUCCGCUUCCUUACACUGGAAUAAUGUGACAAGGUAGAGACUUGUCUGCCACGCUGAAGGAAACGAAGCCUUUCUCCGCUGUGGGGAGUGGAACUAGUGGUAUAAACUCUGUCUUCCUUUGCUUGGUACUUGUUCCUAACAGGCAGGGGAGAGUUUUGAAAGUAGCCCUGCAUCCAGGAGAACGGAAUGAUUGUAGGCUGAAUCCAGUGCUGGGAGACAUAAGACCUUCCCCGUGCACCCCAGUGGUGGUUUCUGUCCUGUAGGCUGGAAGCCCUGGUGGUGUAGUGGUUACGUGUUGGGCUGAAAACAGCAAGGUCAGCGGUCCAAAACCACCAGCAGUU